Molecule: messenger RNA, 1803 nt
Organism: Nezara viridula (southern green stink bug)
Lineage: Eukaryota; Metazoa; Arthropoda; Insecta; Hemiptera; Pentatomidae
Source: the annotation of a GenBank genome assembly
AUAAAGUGUGGUUGAUAUCCAUAGUGAUAAGUUCGAAUUGUAUUUGUGCGGUUUAUCACUUACAUUACUAUUCGGUUUGAGUGUUAACAUCCUGUAGCAGAAGAAGUUACCACAUCCUUAGCAGCUUCGUUUAGCAGACUGGAUUUUUUUCCUGAAAUGGAGGUCGCCAUAGCGAGGAGCCGAGCGGUCGAGUAGAGGCAGUCGGAAUGGAGUGGCCGAGAUGAACAGGUACAUCACCCUCCACCAGCUCGGCGACGGGACCUACGGGUCGGUACACCUCGCUCAGAGGGUGGACACCGGCGAGAAGGUGGCCAUCAAGAGGAUGAAGAGGAAAUACUACUCAUGGGACGAGGCUAUGAACUUGAGGGAGGUGAAGUCGCUGAAGAAAUUGAACCACGCCAACGUAGUCAAACUAAGAGAAGUAAUCAGGGAAAAUGAUACGCUUUAUUUUGUGUUCGAAUAUAUGAAAGAAAACCUAUAUCAACUCAUGAAAGACAGAGAGAAACUUUUCCCGGAGUCGGUGGUGAGGAACAUGCUGUACCAAGUGCUGCAGGGCCUGGCCUUCAUGCACCGCCACGGGUUCUUCCACCGGGACAUGAAGCCGGAGAACCUCCUCUGCAGCGGCCCGGAGCUGGUCAAGAUCGCCGACUUCGGCUUGGCCAGGGAGGUCAGGUCGAGGCCGCCCUACACGGACUACGUGUCUACCAGAUGGUACAGAGCUCCUGAGGUCCUCCUUCAUUCCACAACAUAUUCCUGUCCUAUCGACAUCUGGGCUGUCGGUUGUAUUAUGGCUGAGCUGUACACUUUCCGCCCACUUUUUCCUGGUAAUUCAGAGAUUGACCAAAUUUUCAAAAUAUGUUCAGUCCUCGGUACACCAGAUAAGAGAGAAUGGUAUGAAGGUCAUCAGCUUGCUGCCAACAUGAAUUUUAAGUUUCCUCAGUUUAAAAGAACACCUCUUUCAACGCUAAUCACAAACGCGUCACAAGAGGGGAUAACGCUCAUGGAAGCUAUGCUUCAUUGGAACCCAUCAAAAAGACCAACAGCUCAACAUUGCCUAAGACAGCCCUACUUCCAAGUUGGUCAAAGGUUGAGCGGGGUUAUUCUAGAUGAUAGAUUGUCAUCCUUGGAAAGGUUAUCUUCUAGAAAUCAUUUCCAUCAAAACCUUUCGGCAAGACCUGUAGCAUAUGUUCCGCCACAAGCAGCUCUUGGUGAGAGAGAUUUCAGCGAGCUUCUGGGGCCAAAAAUUGUAUCUGAUUUGAAAGAAAAUCAUGGAUGGUUUGAAGAAAAUCAAAAAAAGAGAGUCAGUGCAAAGCAGCAUUACUUAGCAACCUCUCGGUACAUUGUUGGACAAUCAACCAACUUAGUUAAUAGUGAGCAGAAUCAAAAAAAGCCUCUUUCGACUAGACAAGAUUUUUAUCCUAGUACUAAACUUUACGCAUCGGCUAAUAGCUUGAAUACGUCAGGCAGGUCAUCAAGACUGCAUGGUCGGACUGAUUGGGCUGCCAAAUACCUCAAAUGAUGCGAACCACACAAAAUAAUCAGAGGGAUUUGUGUAUAUACAGUAUUGGUUGAGGAGGAAGUGUUUUUAAUGAUUUUUAAUUCUAAUAUCUUUUUGUAACUAAAAAAAAAUCUACCUGUGAUAAAUAUUAGUAAUUUUUUUGUGUAAAAGUGCGACUGUAUUACAAAUGAGAGUAUUUUGAAACUUCAGAUAAAAAAUAUCAAAGUUUAACGUAAUUUGUAAGAUAAAGCUGUAUCAUACUGAAGAAUAUUUCUUUAAUAAAGCUGAAUUUUUCCAUCUAAUAA